AUGCAUUUUAACUACGCUGCAGCUACACUGGCUGCAUUGCUCCCUCUAUGCUCGGCCCAGACCUACUCGAAAUGCAACCCGCUUAAGCAAUCUGGUUGCGAGCCCAACCCAGGUAUGGGCGCCAAUUUCAACUCCGACUUCACCACCGGCGAUGGAGCUCUCGGCGGCUGGACAACUACCGCCGGAAAAGUCACGACUGGUGGCCAGGGUGCCGAGUUUACUCUGGCCAAGCGAGGCGAUGCGCCCACCAUUGACACUAACGGCUACUUCCUAUUUGGUAAGGUCGAGGUUGUCAUGAAGGCUGCGCCGGGACAGGGUAUUGUCAGCAGCAUUGUCCUAGAGUCGUCCGCCCUCGAUGAGAUUGACUGGGAAGCCCUCGGUGGUGACACCACUCAGAUUCAGACCAAUUACUUCGGCAAGGGCGACACUUCGUCCUAUGACCGUGCAACUUUCGUGAACAUGGCUUCUCCACAGGCUGAUUACCAUACGUACACCAUCGACUGGAACAAGGACCAGACCACCUGGGCCGUUGAUGGCAACAUCGUACGUACUCUUAACUACAACGACGCCAAGGGUGGUACUCGCUACCCCCAAACCCCUAUGCGCCUGAGACUGGGCAUCUGGGCCGGUGGCGACCCGGGUAAUGCGCAGGGUACUAUCCAGUGGGCCGGUGGCCCGACUGACUAUACCAAAGCCCCCUUCACCAUGUAUGUUAAGUCGGUUAACAUUGUGAACUAUACGCCCUCCGACUCCUACACCUACUCCGACAACAGUGGUUCCUGGCAGAGCAUCAAGAACUCUGCCUCGUCCCCAGAGCCUCGCAGCACCUCUAGCACCACGGACACCCCGUCCACCCCGUCUAGCACUGAAUCCGCACCCUCGUCUGAGCCCGCGACCCAGUCUAGCACCAGUAGCACAAGCUCUCCUACUGGUUUCAUUACCAGCACUACCAGCAGUACUGCUGGCAGCACCACUGACACCACUGAAUCUACCACUGGUACUGCCACUGGCACUACUACCGGCUCUUCCUCGGAAUCUGGCUCUGGCUCCACCACUGCCGAGUCCAGCUCGAGCACCGGUUCCUCCGGCGCUGGUGCAUCCACGACCGAGUCUUCUGUUCCCGGGUCUUCGUCCGGCGCUGGAUCUUCCACUGGCGCCGGAUCUGGCUCUGGCUCGGCUUCUAGCUCAGCCGCUGGUGCCACUUCCACUGUUCCUCUCUCCAACUCUGCUACAACGCCUUAUAGUGGAUCUUUCAUGGGCCUCAUGACGAUCAUGGGCUUGAUGACCGCCAUGUUGCAGCUGUAA
This is a messenger RNA of Aspergillus nomiae NRRL 13137, 1305 nucleotides long. Its product is annotated as glycoside hydrolase family 16 protein. The record is from RefSeq and is a predicted model, not a curated record. Gene Ontology annotation, cellular component: fungal-type cell wall. Gene Ontology annotation, molecular function: glycosyltransferase activity; hydrolase activity, hydrolyzing O-glycosyl compounds. Gene Ontology annotation, biological process: fungal-type cell wall organization; carbohydrate metabolic process. NCBI's taxonomy places the organism in Eukaryota, Fungi, Ascomycota, Eurotiomycetes, Eurotiales, Aspergillaceae. Bases 1 to 1305 code for a protein of 434 amino acids. The transcript is spliced from 3 exons.